This is a messenger RNA of Penaeus monodon (black tiger shrimp), 853 nucleotides long. RefSeq names its product P2X purinoceptor 7-like. The record is from RefSeq and is a predicted model, not a curated record. Bases 304 to 825 code for a protein of 173 amino acids. Lineage: Eukaryota; Metazoa; Arthropoda; Malacostraca; Decapoda; Penaeidae. The transcript is spliced from 3 exons.
AUCAAUAAGCAACUUGCUAGUGUGGAGUGUGGAUUUCUUUCUCUGAUAUUAUUGGUGUUUACACAAAUAACUAGUGAUAUUAACUACUUGUACCUGUUGAAAAGAACUGAUCACUAUUUUUGGAAAAAUAUUACUUCAGGCAUUUCAGAAUUACUUAAAUCAAGCAAACUUUGUCACAGGAAGGAAAAAAACACCAUACUAUUUCCAUAUUCACAUUCCUUUCUAAAGCACAUUUUAUGUGAAAUACUAUCCUGUCCUUGUCAAGGACAAUAUACAAAAAGGUAGUGGGAAGUGCAUGUGAAGAUGUCGGAACAUGAUCAUAUGCUUUCUAAUCAAACUAAGUAUAAAUACUCUGAAGAUGAAUAUGAGGAAGAUGAAAUCACAACCCUCAUUCCUGAUGCAGAAAAGUCUCUUUCACGAGUCGGCAACAAUGACUGGUGUCUGUGUGGUAGCUGUGCAAGGAUGGAGACUGAAGCAGAGUCCAUAUGUUGCCAGGAACAACCACCUGUACUGCUCAGACUAAUGCAGUGGAAUCAGCAAGGCUCCUGUGUGGUGCAUCACCCUUUUUUUGUCUCUGUAUGUCUCAACCCAUAUGCUCUUCAAACUAUCUACAGCAGGGAUAAGACACUCUUUGGUUCACUCUUCCAUAAACCUCUGCAUGAAAAAUACCAAAUCACAGCCUACCGCACGUUCAAUGACUACUUUUUCAACAGUUUAAGAGGCAGUAUUACAAUUCCUCUACCCAGCUGUGUCCUUAAUACAGUCAGAAAAGCUUUCCCAAAGGAUGCUGCCAUUGGCAGCUUCCCUGGAUACUGUGAAUUGUAGUCAUAAAUGGAAAUAAACUAAUAUUUAC